Messenger RNA from Myodes glareolus (Bank vole), 3145 nucleotides. The record is from RefSeq and is a predicted model, not a curated record. NCBI's taxonomy places the organism in Eukaryota, Metazoa, Chordata, Mammalia, Rodentia, Cricetidae.
AGAGAGAGAGAGAGAGAGAGAGAGAGAAGGAUAUUUGCAUUUGGAGAGUUGGAUGAGCGUAGUCAUGACUACGUAGGGCAUUAGGGCUGUAGAUACAGAUAGCGCUUGGUCAGAAAGAGUUCAGACAGAUCCAAAACAGGUUGAAGGUGGCCGGAGCUGGGUCUCACACAAGGUAACAGGAAGAAAAGGGCAGCUGAGUUGCACAAAGAGGAUUUAUACCUUUUCUCACUGUGGCUUCUUGAGUCUCUUCCUUAAAAUGUGUGUUGCCCGUACCUUUAAUCUCGGCACUGAGGAGGCAGAGGCAGGUGGAUCUCUGCGAGCCUAAAGCAAGCUUGGUUCAUAUAGUGAGUUCUAGGCCAGCCAGUACCACAUAGUGAGACCCUGCCUUUAAAAAAAAAUGUGUUAAUGUUUGCAGUGCCAUCUGCUCACAGCUCUUGUCCUUUAAAUCAUCUCUACUACUCACCGUACCUGAUACAUAGUGACAGCUAGGUAAGUCUGUUUUCUCCAGGAACAGUGACCAAAAAGUAAAAGAUAAAAAGUGUGUACACGUUCAGUACAGAUGUAGGGUUUUUGUUGCUGUUGUUAUUUUUUAUCUGGAAUGGGCCAACUCUUGGAGACAGAGCCCAAUGAUUUUUAGGGCUAAGUAUAUAAACUGCUGAGAAUUGUGCCAGUGAGGCCCAGGACAGGGGCCACUGGAGCCAUUCCAGUCACCAAGGGAUUCCAUUGAGGGGACUAGAUUAUAAGGCUAUCGAAAGGGUGAGAGAUUGGAAGUAUGGAAAGCCCGGCUGGGUUCUUGGCUUCAGUCACUGGAGGCCAGAAAUGCCGCAUUGCUGCUAGCACUGAGGCCCUGUGUAUUACACAUAGCCUACAGCGAGCGCAGUGCUGUGGACCAUGGGCUGCACACUGGGUGCGGACAAGAGAGAUGAGGCAGGAGGGUAGGAGGAGUGAUGCAUUUUAUUUGCGUGAUCUUUAGAAUUACAUGUCUUGAUUUUUUUUUCUUGUUUGUUUGCUUUUCAAGACAGGGUUUUUCAGUAGCUUUGGAGCCUGUUCUGGAACUCACUCCGUAGCCCAGGCUGGCCUCACACCCACAGAGAUCUGCCUCCCAAGUUCUGGGAUUAAAGGCGUGUGACACCAUGGCCCGACUACAUGUCUUGAUUUUUAAGUAGAGCCCUGUGUCUAUCCCUGUCUCUCUGUCUCCCACCCAGGACACAGGUAGAGGUGUGCUGUUUGACCGGCACAGGCCUGUUUGUCCUGGGGUUGGACAUAUGAGAGGUAGAGCCCCAAGAAGCCUUCCCAUGUGUACAGUGGGUUGGAGCAAGAUUCUACUGUAGGAGCUGGGGACAAGAAGGUGCUCCCGAAGCCUGAACUUCUGGGGAUGAAAAGUCACAUAAUAUGAUGUCUGACAAACGUCCAGUGCUGGAGCCUUCCGCCUCGGAGCCCGGGGAGUUCCAUGAAGACAGGUUAGCGCAGCUGUUGGGGACUCCAGAAAGACAGAGCCUCGAGAGUCCCCCCUCUCAGGAGAUGGCAGUGGCCCACUGGAAAAUUCAAACAGGAGAAACGGCCCAGCUGUGUAGUAAGUCAGGAAGAAACCCUGUUCUCAACUCAAACCUUCUGAUACUUCAGAGAGAGCUCCUAGAAGGGGAGGCCCGUUCUUGUGGUGUUGGUGGCAGAAGCUUCCCAUUUAAUUCAAAUGUAGUUCCACAUCCGAUUUCUCAUGCAGGGGAGAAGCCUUAUCAGUGUGAUCACUGUGGGAAAGGCUUCAGUCAAAACUCCCUCCUCACCGAACACCAGAGAGUCCACGCUGGGGACAGGCUCUCUGUGUGCAACGUGUGUGGGAAAGACCUCGUUCACUAUGCUGACCUAGUUGAGCACCAGCGUGUACACAGCGGAGAGAAGCCGUUCAAGUGUGCACAGUGUGGGAAAGCGUUUUGUCACAGUUCAGACCUGCUUCGACACCAGAGAGUCCACACCAGAGAGAGGCCUUUUGAAUGCAAAGAAUGUGGGAAGGGCUUCAGUCAGAGCUCCUUACUCAUUCGCCAUCAGAGAAUUCACACGGGUGAGAGACCCUAUGAGUGUAACGAGUGUGGGAAAUCUUUCAUUCGGAGCUCGAGCCUUAUUCGGCACUACCAGAUCCACACAGAAGUGAAACAGUAUGAAUGCAGGGAGUGUGGGAAAGCCUUCCGGCACCGUUCGGACCUCAUUGAGCACCAGAGAAUUCACACUGGAGAGAGACCCUUUGAGUGUCACGAGUGCGGGAAGGCCUUUAUUCGAAGCUCAAAGCUCAUCCAGCAUCAGAGAAUUCAUACUGGAGAACGGCCUUACGUGUGCAAUGAGUGUGGGAAGCGCUUCAGUCAGACGUCCAACUUCACUCAGCACCAGAGGAUCCACACCGGGGAAAAACUCUACGAGUGUAACGAAUGCGGCAAAGCCUUCUUUCUGAGCUCGUACCUCAUCCGACACCAGAAAAUCCACACCGGCGAGCGGGUGUACGAGUGCAAAGAGUGCGGGAAGGCUUUCCUGCAGAAGGCCCACCUCACUGAGCAUCAGAAGAUCCACACUGGAGACAGACCCUUUGAGUGCAAAGACUGCGGGAAAGCCUUCAUCCAGAGCUCAAAGCUGUUGCUGCAUCAGAUCGUCCACACUGGGGAGAAGCCCUACGUGUGCAGCUACUGUGGGAAAGGCUUUAUACAGAGGUCCAACUUCCUUCAGCACCAGAAGACGCACACCGAGGAGAAGCUCCGCCAGUACAGUCAGCAUGGAACGGAUCUCACCUCACCCCCAGACUUUGUCCACCAGGAGGAUCUUUCCCUGAGCGAGACUUCCCUUCAUUUGGGAGAGGCAUCUACAGAUCAGGAAUGUCAUGCAGGUCACUUAUGAGACAGUCGCUCUUGGAGUCAGUAAGUGGUGCUUGGAAAUGGGCAUACUUAGUAUAUCUAUGGCCCCUAGGAUGUGGCUUGUCACAUUUCCCAAGUCACAGAUAGCCUGCUUGUGGUUCGGUCUGUCGUCUGUCACCAGGUCAGGAAAGCUGAGGUGAAAGACCCCCGGAGUGGGGAGACUCUCACUCAAGUCUCGGGAUAACACGAACCCCCAGGAACUCAUGAGAGACCGUCCUUGCUGCAAUCACACAAGGUUUAUUCACAGGACA